Microdochium trichocladiopsis is the source of this 1725-nucleotide messenger RNA. RefSeq lists its product as uncharacterized. NCBI's taxonomy places the organism in Eukaryota, Fungi, Ascomycota, Sordariomycetes, Xylariales, Microdochiaceae. The transcript is spliced from 2 exons. Bases 1 to 1725 code for a protein of 574 amino acids. Gene Ontology annotation, biological process: regulation of DNA-templated transcription. The record is from RefSeq and is a predicted model, not a curated record. Gene Ontology annotation, molecular function: DNA-binding transcription factor activity, RNA polymerase II-specific; zinc ion binding.
AUGACCCAGGCACAGUUCCCUCGUGUGCGUUGUGCGCACAAAAAAGUAACGUCCGGCUGCAAGACCUGCAAACGGCGCCGAAUCCGAUGCGACGAGACUCGACCCAAGUGCCUCAGAUGCCAACGGUCCAAGGUCGAUUGUGACUAUGGCUCUGCACCACCGGCGGCGGCACAGGCCACGCCAGCCUCGUCGUCACGGACAGCCUCACCACAAGCAUCGGAGUUGAGUCCGCCCGAGUCCCGGCCACGUGCUGACUCUGGCAAGUGCCUCGAGGACUUGAGUGUCCAGCCUGUCAGCUACAAGCCAGACGUUAUUCUCCCACAACAGCCCUCACUGCUGGACCUGACGCAACGACAGAGUGCCUUUCUCGACAAUUUUCGCACCCGGGUCAUUGAUAGUCUAGGCCUUCUGGCCAUCAACAAAGCCUCGAUCGCACGGACGCUGAUGCAACAGGUCGUCAUUGACGAGGACAUCAGAGCAUCUGCACUUAGCAUCGGGGCAUUACUCCACGCCAACGAGUCUCGGAAGCACAAGAUCCAUGCGAGCGGCGAACACCAUGUCUCCAACACGGGGUCGUGGGACGAGCAGACGUACGAGAUGGCCGUGCAGUUCCACGUCAAAGCACUGUCCAAGUUCCGAGAAAGAGUUGCUGCCAAGGAUCCCACCCUUACUCGACGUCUCAUUCUCGUCAUGUCUGUCCUCUUUGUCAUCUUCGAGAACAUCUUGGGAGACACAAAGUCCGUGGACCGCCUGAUGGCGAUCACGGUCCACAUGUUGCAGGAUGAACUCUGCAGCAUGGGUCGGCUCGGGCCUAGCACAAGCAAGACAUGCGAUAAUGGCGACGAGGGGGUCAACGAGAUGAACGUUCUUCUCUUCACAAUGGCCUGUAUGAACAGCUGGGCUCUGCCGAGCUACCCAAAUCAAAGAGAGGCCAUGUCAAAAAUCGGUGACGGCACCACCUCGAUCCGACCGCCCGACCCUACGAUGGCGAUAUCUGGCUGGUACGAGGCCUACCGUCUCUACUUCCACCGAACGGCCGUCUGGGCGUUUCAGACGUGCACGGCAGUAGGGCUCUAUGGCACAGCCACCGAGAACAUGCGGUCACAACAAGAAGGUAUUCUCGCCCACUACUCAACCUGGCUGCAAAUGAUACGAACACGAGUCGACGGUGCCACCACGGAAGAUGAGCUCUGGAAGUGGACCAUGGUGUUAUUCUCGAGCCUGGGCUCGCAGCCGCUGUUCGCAUGCCUGUUCGACAGGGAGGAGAUGAUGUACGACCUGUACACGGAGUACUUCCGCGAGGCCCUCGACGUGUUCGAGCGGCAAGCUGCGAUUGCAGAGGGCAAGUCACAUCUGGGACUUCCCCAAGUCACAGUGUGGAAUCGGAGAGAGAUCCAGGUCCUGCUGUUCAUCAUGAUCUGCAGCCGAGAUAUCGAGAUACGCAUGCGCGCGGCUGCCCUGUGUAGGACAUACAUCACCGUCGACUCGACCUGGGACGAGAAGGCAAUGCUGAUGGCGGGCACCGAGUGGAUCAAGCUCGAGGAGGCCUGCAGGAAUGAGGACGGGAUCAUUCCCAAGGAAGCUCGGUUGCGAUGGACACGGGUGGACUGGAAUGACACGCACACCGAGGUCACGGUCGAUUUCUACAACUUGUCCAGACAUGAGUUGACGACUGUCACCGUUGGGGGUGACACGGGAUUCGCACACUUACUCUGGACUGUAUGA